ACGCACACACAUACACAAAACUUUUCCAUCUGUUUUUGUUUUCGUUUGCGUUAUUUUUUUUGUUGUUGUUAAAAUAUUGUUAUAUUAUUCUGUGUGCGAGCGAGCAAGCAAGCAAUCGAUCGAUCGAACGAGCAAGCGAGCCAGCGAACGAAGAAGAGCAAGCGAAAAAAACGAAGUGAUCCAUCCAGGAGGAGCAAUAUACAGUUAGUUCAUCAUCACAAUACCAUCAUGGAGGUGUACACGUCGGACAGCUCGGACACGGACUCCCGUGAGCAGAAGACCCUGGACUUUGGGCGGAUGAGUCUCGACCUGGUCACCCUGGAGGAUCACCUGAGCAGCCCCCAAAAGGGCCUCCUCAAGGCCAGCGGUGACAUCGAGACGAUGCUCCUCAACCACAACCGGCUGGUGGGACUGCCCCGUCUCCUGCAGCAGUUUGCCAACUUAAAGGUCCUGGAUCUGAGCUCAAACGCCAUCACCCAGCUACCGGAUGCCGUCUGCCAGCUGCCUCUGGUCACACUGAUUGCCAAGAACAAUCUACUGACCAAUGGUUCGCUGCCCAAGUCGCUGCUCUCCAAGCAGGCCGGUGGCACUGUCGGCGGCUCCACCCUCAAGGAGCUGAAUCUGAGCGGCAACCAGCUGACCCACUUCCCGGAACAGGUCACCGAGCUGCGCCAGCUGAAGUAUCUGUAUCUGGGCGGUAACAAGAUCUCGACCGUUUCGAAGGAUAUCUGGAAGAUGCAGAGCCUGCAUGUCCUGUCGCUGGGCGGCAACCUCAUCAGCGAGGUGCCCGAGUCAGUGGGAUCCUUGAACCAGUUGCAGGCUCUGGUCCUGUGCGACAACCUCAUCGAGAUUCUGCCCACGAGCAUUGCACGUCUGAAGAACCUCAAGUCGCUUCUCCUGCACAAGAAUCGACUGCGUCAUCUGCCCAAGGACAUUGUGGCCUUGAAGAAUUUAACGGAGUUGAGUCUUCGUGACAAUCCAUUGGUGGUUCGCUUCGUCCAGGACAUGGCCUUGAAACCGCCCACUCUGCUGGAGCUGGCCGGACGCAUGGUGAAGGCCAGUGGACAACGGCCCGGACCCUAUGACAUCCCCAGGACACUGGCCGAGUACCUGAACAGCGCCAACUGUUGCGUCAAUCCCAACUGCAAGGGCGUCUUCUUCGACAAUCGGGUGGAGCACAUCAAGUUUGUGGACUUUUGCGGCAAGUAUCGAGUGCCGCUGCUGCAGUACCUCUGCUCCUCGAAGUGCAUCGAACCGGAGGAGCCGGCCCGCGGCACAGCACCGCUGCCGGCGAAUGUGAGCAAUGCCAGCAGCGGAUUCAUGAUGCGCAAGGUGCUGCUGGGCUAGGAGCGUUCCCGUCCGGCCCGGGCCCGCCCAUUCCGCCGGCUCCAGGGAGCGUGAUACGGAGCAUCGGCCGUUGUGAUUCGAUGCGGUUCGGUUCGGUUCGGUUGCGGGGGGAAACGACGGAAACGGAAACGAACUCUAACAUCGAUAUUGGAACGGAAACGGCAUUGUUAUAUUUUGGAAUCGGAACGGAACGGAACGGAAACGGAGACGACGGCGGUAACGGUGGCAAAAAAAAUAAUACACAAAAAACGACGAUUUCGGAGACGAAGAUAGAUCCAUAUUCGCUCCGACGACUGGAGGAACCCAUUGGCGCUGGAAUCCCAUUGGCUUCACUUCAUCAUUUGACGCACGUUAUCAAAACCAUGAAAACAUGAACUAGUUCUCUAAGUGAUUACUACAUCCAUACACUGACCCGACGGCCUUGCGUGUCCGUUUCUCUGUUUCUGUUUGUUUGCUUGUUUGCUUGCUUGUUGUUAUCCACAAAUACACACACAGUCUAUACCAA
Drosophila bipectinata is the source of this 1852-nucleotide messenger RNA. Its product is annotated as leucine-rich repeat-containing protein 58. Gene Ontology annotation, biological process: signal transduction. Gene Ontology annotation, molecular function: protein binding. The record is from RefSeq and is a predicted model, not a curated record. Lineage: Eukaryota; Metazoa; Arthropoda; Insecta; Diptera; Drosophilidae.